CAUGAUGUCUCAAUACACACAAAUAGCUGCAAUGCCGAGCGCAUUGGUGUGCGCACAAGCAUUUCCGCCCCUGCUCAAGCAGGCUGGUGGAGUCGCCAAAGACUACUUGGCUUUGUGCAGAGCACUGAUUGAUGGCCUGGGCUGGCACGUCACUCUUGUUUCACCUGUGAACGUCCGAGAGUCGGGCGAAGCCGACGUGCUGAGAUGGCUGCAGAGCGGCCAGCUGGUCCAUGCUCCGGCCUGGGCAUUAGAAGCCUCCAACAACCUGGGCGUUGCUGUUUUCAUGGACUUUUUCUCCACCCACAACACUGCAACUCUUGUGCAGCAGCUGCUCUUUGGAGGUCACAGUCUUUGCUUCCUGGAUGACAGCUGUAUGCGCAUUGCUCCGUUAAUGCUUAUGCGUGGCUUGGGUAUCCCAAGCAUUGCAACUACCCAUUCCGAUGUGCCUUCACAUCCUGUCUAUCACGAAUCAAUUAUGAUGAAGAUGCUUUGGUGGCUUCAUUUAGCAUCAGCAUUUUUUGCAACGGCACAUGCUUCAGUGGCGAAAGUCUAUGCCAGAUCACUCUGGGAGAGAUAUCGAGUUCCAGUCCAGUGCACUUGGCCUCCAGUCCUGUGGUCCGAUGAAUUCCGCCAGCCACUCCACGUCUAUGAUCAAGCUGCGUCCCAGAAGAGAGCCAGCUGGAUCCAGAAGUUUGGCUUCAGGCCGAAGGCCAUAUUCCUCUUCGCUGGGAGGUGGUCAGCAGAAAAGCGUAUUCAUUUGCUGCUGGACGCUGUUCCAGAAGACUGUGGCCUUGUCAUAGUGGGCGACAGUGAUGCCGACUAUGCGGAUCAGAUCGAGGCAAGCAGGCGGCGAAAUGUGCUUCCUCAGAGAGGCAUGCUUGGAGCGCAAGAGCUUCGCAUCGCAUACGCUGCCAGCGAUCUCUUCGUUUCUGCGAGCACUUGCGAGACGCUUGGAAACACGGUGGUGGAGGCAUGGAGCUCUGGUACCCCAGUUGCGAUUCAGCCGGCCGGAGGUCAUUUGGAGUUUGUCAAGGACAACGAAAACUCUUACCUCGUUGAUUUCGAUGACAGCAACCUUGCGCGGGAACAUUUGGCUUCGAUUGUUGCCGGAGGCACAAUGGCUGCAGUGGAACCGGCUCUCUCGAAGAUGGGGGAGCAUUUCCGCACGCUGAACUUUGCAGCUGAGAUCAAGAGGUGCUUGGUGGAUCCACCCCUUCAAGCGGCAGCGCCUCGCUCUGGAUGGCGCUGGCCCGUGGAGAUGCUCUUCCGGGCGCUACUAAUUCUUGCAUGUUGCCUGGUCUGGCCAGUGACGACAGUUUGGUCUCGUGCAUACUUCGCGCUGUCAUGCGACCCAGUAUACAGGUACGUUGAGCCAGGCACAGCCAGCGAACCAGCCGCAGAUGCCAAAGUUCGAGGAGCCGCGCGCAGCAUGUAUGAAGAUUCCUGCUGUUCCACGUCGGUGUCGGACCCGCAUUUGGGCAAAUGCGAUGAAAGCGCAAGGCCACUCUGCUCUGACGUAGCUGCUCCAAGCGAUGAUUCUUUCGUUUGAGCUUCAAAGCGGUGUCUGUGAGCCCGCUCUAGCGUUGCCAAACGAGCUCGCCAAACAGAAAAGAGCCCAUGAUUCGUGUCGGGUUGCCGCCGCAGAAAGCUCACUGACGAUGUGUUGUGACGAAUCUGGACAUGCAGAUAGGUGC
This is a messenger RNA of Effrenium voratum, 1694 nucleotides long. The record is from the annotation of a GenBank genome assembly. NCBI's taxonomy places the organism in Eukaryota, Dinophyceae, Suessiales, Symbiodiniaceae.